CUUUUGACGAGGAAGCCAACAGUUUGCGACGAUAAAUCACUAUAAUAUUUCCUCUUCCCAUCGAUUCAACGCGGCCUUUCAAAAUGGCGGAUUUUGGCGCAUACCCACCUAAUAUGGCACCUCAAAAUGCCCUGAUAGCUCGAAAUGCAGAAGGUCCAGAACAUGCCGUGGUUCAAUACAGUGCUGAUAAUUUAGCCCGCGCAACACAAGGUCCUGCAAAUCCAUUCAAAGACGAGAAGACUUCACUUAAACGGAAAAAUGUACUUACUGGACAUGCCGAGGAAACUUAUAUUAGUGAACACACAUUUCGAGAUCAAUAUCGAGCGGUAGAGCGAAGAGGGAAUCAUCUUUCAGGUGCGCAAGCUAAAGAAGAAGCUGCCAGGAUACGAAGUAAGAGGCAGAAGAAAGGAGAUGCAACUAUAGCAGAAGGUGAUAACGCGUAUGUUGGACCUUGGGCGAGAUAUAAGAGGGAUGAAUAUGAGGAGGUUGAUGAAGAUGAACCAUUACGAAGUGAUGAAGAAUAUGAAGAGAUUGAGGAGGAUGUAAUUGAGAGUGGGACUGUUAUGGCUGCGCCACCGCAGGCACUUGCAAAACGGCAAGAAGUGGAAGAAUUGGGUGAUGAGACAACGACUUUCGAAGGAAGUGAACAGUACGAUUAUCAAGGACGGAGCUAUAUGCAUGUUCCUCAGGAUUUGGAUAUGGAUUUGAAGAAAGAACCUGGAAGUAUCAAGAAUUAUGUUCCGAAGAAGAUGGUACAUACUUGGAAAGGACAUACAAAACCUGUUAUUGGGAUUCGAUUCUUUCCUGGGUCUGGACAUUUACUUCUUUCCGGAAGUGCAGAUACUACAGUCAAAAUUUGGGAUGCUUAUCACUCAAGAGAGUUAUUACGGACGUAUUCCGGUCACUCGAAAGCUUUAUCAGAUGUUGCUUUCAACGCAACUGGUACACAAUUCCUCACCGCAUCUUACGACCGCAUGAUGAAAUUAUGGGAUACCGAGACAGGUCAAUGUAUAAAUCGAUUCACAACCGGUAAAUCUCCUCACGUCGUUCGCUUCAACCCGGAUCCAGAACACAGCAAUGAAUUCCUUGCUGGUAUGGCCGAUAAAAAGAUUGUUCAAUUCGAUAUUCGCACUCGGGAAAUUGUACAAGAAUACGAUCAUCAUCUUGCAGCUAUUAAUACCAUCACAUUUGUAGAUGAAAAUCGUCGUUUUAUCACUACAUCUGAUGAUAAAUCAUUACGAGCUUGGGAUUACAAUAUUCCAGUUCCUAUUAAAUUUAUCGCCGAACCACAUAUGUAUCCUAUGACCCGAGCAUCACUACAUCCAUCUAAAAAAUGGGUAGCAUAUCAAUCGUCUGAUAAUAAUAUCUUCGUUUAUGGAGCUACAGAUAAGUUCCGACAAAAUCGAAAGAAAGUUUUCAAGGGUCAUAAUAAUGCGGGUUAUGCAAUUGAUGUGGCAUGUAGUCCUGAUGGGCAAUUUGUCGCUUCAGGUGAUAGUGGUGGUUAUGUAUGUUUUUGGGAUUGGAAACAAUGUAAGAUGUAUCAUAAAUUUCUAAAGAUCUUGUGUGAGUGGAUCAGGAGAGUUCGAAGGUGGGGAUCGAUUAGAUAUUGGGAUGAGGGGGGGAGGGAGGAGAUCGAUGAGGAAUGGAAUGGAUUGGGGGAUAGAAUUGAGUAAGACACAAAACGAUGAUAAUAUUCUAAUAACCGAGAAACUCUCUUGUAACUUGGUUUUAAAUGUGUUGGUUAUAAGUCUAGUAUUUCAUUUUUGUACCACCCCUCUUUAGGACCACUCUUUUAUAUUAAAAUAACAAUUUUCACUCAUUAAUAGUUCUACAUUAUAAAUUAAAAUUGACUUUAAUAAUAUAUAUUUAAUUAUUUAAAUUUUAUAUUCUUUAAAGAAUAUAUAUAUAUUAUAGAUUUAAUAUUAUUAAAAUUAUACUAGAUGAGUGGUUGAUCUUCUCGGGGUAUAUAUAAACCUUAAGAAAUAUAAGAUCGGUAUCGAGUUCAUUCUUCUGUUUU
This is a messenger RNA of Sclerotinia trifoliorum, 2017 nucleotides long. The record is from the annotation of a GenBank genome assembly. NCBI's taxonomy places the organism in Eukaryota, Fungi, Ascomycota, Leotiomycetes, Helotiales, Sclerotiniaceae.